AUGGGUAAGAUCGCGGUCCUAGAAUACUUUCGAGUGCCCCCUCGUUGGUUAUUCGUGAAGGUCGUGGACGAAGCAGGCAAUUUCGGAUGGGGGGAAGCGUCUUUAGAAGGCCACACCCAAGCAGUUGAAGGCUGUCUAGACGCGUGGUCCGAAAAGUACCGUGGAAUGGAUGCAGACGACAUUGAACAAAUAUGGCAGAUGUCAUGGCGGGGAGGCUUCUACCGGGGCGGCCCAGUACUGAUGAGCGCCUUGUCCGGGAUUGAUAUUGCCCUAUGGGAUCUGAAGGCGAGAAAACUCAACAUUCCUAUAUAUCAGCUCCUCGGAGGCAGAGUCAGGAACAAGAUACAGGUCUAUUCAUGGGUCGGUGGCGAUCGACCCCACGAUGUCACCGCCCAAGCUCAAGCUCGCAUUGAUCAGGGAUUCCACGCUGUCAAGAUGAAUGCCACCGAAGGCGUUGGCUGGCUCGAUUCGCCGUCCAUGAUCGACAGCGUCGUUGAGCGUCUCAAGGCCGUCAAGGCUCUCGGUAUCGAUUGCGCCCUUGACUUCCAUGGCAGACUUCACAAACCCAUGGCAAAACAGUUGGCAAAGGCUCUCGAAGAACACAGGCCGUUGUUUAUCGAAGAACCUUUGCUCUCUGAGAAUAUUUCCGCUAUCAAGGAACUCGCGAGCCUCGUGAGCUGUCCCAUCGCUCUCGGAGAACGCCUUUACAAUCGAUGGGACGUAAAGCCUUUUCUUGAAGCUGGGUGUGUGGAUAUUUUACAGCCUGACAUCUGCCACAUUGGUGGAAUAUCUGAGAUGAAGCGAAUUGCAGCCAUGUGUGAGACGUAUGAUGUUGCCUUGGCACCUCAUUGCCCUCUGGGACCAAUUGCCUUAGCGGCAAAUAUACAAAUAGACACUGCCUCGCCUUCCUUUACAAUCCAGGAGAUGAGUCUAGGGAUGCACUACAACAAUACGGGCCAGGAUCUGGCUACCUACAUCUCAAACCCAGAUGUUUGGGCUGUUAAAGAUGGAUAUAUUGAUAUCUUGACCGGGCCCGGGCUAGGUAUCGAGGUUGAUGAGGUGCGGGUGAGGGAAUUGUCGAAGAACGCCAAAGCGUGGACGAUUCCUACCUUUGAAGGACCAGGUGGUGAGCUUCGAGAAUGGUAG
Cladophialophora yegresii CBS 114405 is the source of this 1146-nucleotide messenger RNA. RefSeq names its product galactonate dehydratase. Gene Ontology annotation, molecular function: galactonate dehydratase activity. The record is from RefSeq and is a predicted model, not a curated record. NCBI's taxonomy places the organism in Eukaryota, Fungi, Ascomycota, Eurotiomycetes, Chaetothyriales, Herpotrichiellaceae. The transcript is spliced from 4 exons. The coding region runs from base 1 to 1146 and encodes 381 amino acids. Gene Ontology annotation, biological process: amino acid catabolic process; D-galactonate catabolic process.